AUGUCAAGAGAGACGACUUCUGAGGCUAUUCGCCUACCAACUGUCGCUGAGAUCGAGGCCGCGACGGAACUCAUAAGCACGCCUGACACAUCCGCCAAAGUUGUCCGGGUGAACGAGCAUUUCGCAGUGAAAAUGGGCCACGGUGUACCCCUCAUCGAGGCUGAAAACAUGAAGUUUCUCGCAGCAAACAGCAAAGUUCCAGUCCCAAAAGUCCACGCAGCCUUCAGGGACCCCGACACCAACAAGACUUAUAUUAUCAUGGAAUAUCUCCCUGGUGAUACCCUUCAAAAAUUAUUGCCAUCCCUUAACCCGGUUGAAAAAGCUACGAUAAGCAACUUGAUUAAAGACGCAAUUACGGAGCUACGAAGUAUACCACCACCAGAUUACUUCGGGAUGUUGAAUCGCCAGCCUUAUCUUGAUGGGGUAUUUUGGACUGAAGGUCUAAAUCCUAAAAUUUCUGGUCCUUUCGCAAAUCAGGGAGACAUGAAUCUUGCCAUCCUCGAGAAACUUCGCCAGACAGAAUCAGACCAGUACAUUCAACUGUUGCGGAAUAUGGUUAAUCGGACUCUGAACAGCCACCGCAAUGUUUUCACCCACGGUGACCUUCAGCCGAAGAAUAUUAUGGUUGAAAGGCUCGGAUAUCGCGACGGAAGCCCAGAAUAUAGGAUCACUCUACUGGACUGGGAAAGUGCUGGAUGGUAUCCGGAGUUCUGGGAUUUCUGCAAUGCUACAAUCGCCUGUAGAUUCAAACCCGACUGGCUUGAAUUUGUGCCUGAUAUACUGGACCAAUACCCAGUGGAAUUUCUCAUGAUGCAGGUGGUGUAUUCUUCUGUGUUCUACUAG
This is a messenger RNA of Aspergillus chevalieri, 843 nucleotides long. Its product is annotated as aminoglycoside phosphotransferase family protein. Gene Ontology annotation, molecular function: ATP binding; protein kinase activity. Bases 1 to 843 code for a protein of 280 amino acids. Gene Ontology annotation, biological process: protein phosphorylation. The record is from RefSeq and is a predicted model, not a curated record. NCBI's taxonomy places the organism in Eukaryota, Fungi, Ascomycota, Eurotiomycetes, Eurotiales, Aspergillaceae. The transcript has a single exon.